AUGAGUCAGGUGCCCCAGGGCAGUGGAGCCACACCCUGCCUGGCGGUUUGCGGGCAUCUGCUGUUUGCUCACCACGUUGCUAACAGUGAAGGACCCACGUGGUGGAUUUCAGGGGCAUGGGCCUGGGCUUUGAUGAGCUGGGCCAGGAGAGCUGGUGCCCGUUGCUGUGGCAUGGAGACCCCCCUGGAGAAAGCCCUGGCCACCCUGGUCCUCACCUUCCACAAGUACUCGGGGAAAGAGGGUGACAAGUUCACCUUGAGCCGGGGGGAGCUGAAGGCACUGGUGAAGAACGAGCUGGGGCUGGGCCAGAAAAUGAAGGAGCGCAACAUUGACGAGCUGAUGAAGACCCUGGACAAGAACAGCGAUGACGAGAUCGACUUCAAGGAGUACUCGGCUUUCUUGUCCGCCCUGUGCAUGGCUUACAACGACUUCUUCCAGCAGGAUGGCAAGUAGCAGAGCCCCCCACGCCCAGGUCCCUUGGCCUGGGCUGCAGCGCAGCUGCCUUCAAUAAAGAGCUU
Alligator sinensis (Chinese alligator) is the source of this 518-nucleotide messenger RNA. RefSeq names its product S100 calcium binding protein A5 (gene S100A5). NCBI's taxonomy places the organism in Eukaryota, Metazoa, Chordata, Crocodylia, Alligatoridae. The record is from RefSeq and is a predicted model, not a curated record. Gene Ontology annotation, cellular component: cytoplasm; nucleus. Gene Ontology annotation, molecular function: calcium ion binding. Bases 1 to 453 code for a protein of 150 amino acids. The transcript has 3 exons.